AUGGAAGAAGGAUUCAGUGGAACAGUCAGGAUAUCAAAUAUUAGUGAUUUCAUCGCACCAAGUGCGGGUGCUGUUAAAAUAUCGCUCAAUGACUGUCUCGCAUGCAGUGGUUGUAUCACUAGUGCGGAGACAGUGCUAGUCGAAGAACAGUCCUUAACAAGACUGCUCGAGGGGAUGUCCAGUAAGCAACUUUCUGUGAUUACUGUUUGCCCUCAAAGUGUCUGUUCGAUUGCCGUGAAAAGGCAAAUACCAGUCUCUCAGGCAGCUCAACUGAUAGCAUCGUAUUUCUUUUCUAAGGGAGCUCACUACGUGGUAGACUCCACCUUUGGACGGUUUCUCUGCCUGGAGGAAGCGUAUCAUGAAUUCCAGUCGAGAUCUACACGACCGCUACUGGUUUCUUCAUGCCCAGGAUUUGUUUGUUAUGCCGAAAAGAGCCAUGAGGCUUUCCUCCUGCCGUUUAUCAGCAAAGUUAGGUCACCACAAGCCGUCACUGGCGCCCUCGUGAAAGAUUACCUUUCACGAUCUCUCAAUGUACCUGUAGAAUCCAUUUACCAUGCUGCGGUGAUGCCAUGCUUCGAUAAAAAACUGGAAGCGUCUCGUCCUGAUUUUCAUGUACCUGGUACUACUGAUGUGCGUGAAACUGAUUGUGUCAUCAGCACAGGUCAGUCGAGUUUACAAACAUUUCUGAUUUCUACUUUGAUAAUUUUGGACAUAGUUAUGUUCCAAAGCAAUGUUACUUUAGUAUAUGCUUGUAUUCUUAAGGAGUUCUCUACGGGAACCCUGGCGGAACAUCAGGUGGCUUUGCAGAAAUGUUGGUCAGAAGAUAUGUUUCCGAACAUGGCGGGCAAAUUAAGGAAGAACGGCUGUAAGUUUCCUAACUCCGAAAAACAUGGUCUUGCGAAAAUAUCAAGCAGUGCUUACAGAGCGAAAAAUCUGGACGUCCUCAGUGUGCAUCGCAACGAUUCUGUGAUUUUACGAGCAGCUAGAGUUUAUGGCUUUAGAAAUAUACAAAACCUCGUUCGAAAAAUGAAAAACAACAAAAACUCAUAUGACUAUGUCGAAGUUCAGGCAUGUCCUAAUGGUUGUGGCAAUGGUGGAGCGCAAAUUCGCGGUGAAACAACGGAAGAAAGGGAACAGAUAUUGAGUAGUGUAGAAAAAAACUUCGCAUCGAUACAAGAAGACGCCACCUCAGAAACGCAGAGGAUUACUAGUGAAUGGAAUGAGUUAAACCCCGGCUGGAGAAAACUGUUAUACACUGAUUACCAUAGUGUGACCGGUAACAUUGCUCAGAAGCUACAAUGGUAG
This is a messenger RNA of Haemonchus placei, 1305 nucleotides long. NCBI's taxonomy places the organism in Eukaryota, Metazoa, Nematoda, Chromadorea, Rhabditida, Trichostrongylidae. The record is from the annotation of a GenBank genome assembly.